Cornus florida is the source of this 3054-nucleotide messenger RNA. RefSeq lists its product as uncharacterized. NCBI's taxonomy places the organism in Eukaryota, Viridiplantae, Streptophyta, Magnoliopsida, Cornales, Cornaceae. The record is from RefSeq and is a predicted model, not a curated record. The transcript is spliced from 2 exons. The coding region runs from base 497 to 2683 and encodes 728 amino acids.
UAUUUUUUUUACCGACUAUUAUAUAUUUUCAUAUAGAUAUCGAAUGGGUAUAAUCAUUUUAUUAUAAUCUGUUUUUUUGCCGACCAUUAUAUAUAUUCAUAUAUAUCGAAUCGGCGAUCUAGGAAAUCUUCGAUUCUUAGCCGCCGUUACCUCCAGAAAGCUGACCCCACAAACCCCAGUACACUGAUUUUCUAUAACAAGCCAAUCUUACCAUUUUCAGUCUCUGUUCUCUGUACAACUAGUUUAGUUUUGUAUGUGUAGUAGUAGUUUCACUCUACAGAUGCACCAAAUUGGUUUGUUGAUUUGCUAAAGAUCUGAAGCAAAUUUGAAGAUUUACGAAGGCUUUUGGUGAUCUGGGUUUUCUUCAUUUCUCUGUAUGAUUAUCAAUCUCGAUAUGUGGCUUGGUGAUAUUACAGUUUGACUUCAGUGAUUAAGAAUUUUGGGCUUGUCAUGGAUUUUAUUUGAAGAAUCUGGCUUUGAACUUUUGAAUUUCUUCAUGGAACCAAACAAAGAGGAGGCUCUCCAAGCUAAAGAGAAUGCUGAGAAGUUAUUUGCUAAGAGAGACUUUGUUGGCGCAAAGAAUUUUGCUUUAAAGGCUCGAAUGCUGUACCCAGAACUGGAGGGUAUAUCCUGCAUGUUGGCUACAUUUGAAGUGUAUAUUGCUUCUUUGGUUAAAAUUAAUGGCAAAAUUGAUUUAUACUCGAUUCUUGGACUGGAGCCAGCUGCAAACAAGGCUACACUAAAGAAACAGUAUAAGAAGAUGGCUGUGUUGCUCAACCCUGAUAAGAACAAAACUGUGGGAGCUGAUGGGGCAUUCAAGCUUGUCUCUGAGGCAUGGACACUGUUGUGUGAUGGUAACAAAGAACUCAAGAGAAACAAGAAAUUGUCAUCUGGGGCUGUCCAUAAAAACUUGUCUUCUGUUCAUACUGGUGGUGUAACAGGUUUUAACAACUGUGCCAAUUCUUCAGUCUCUCAUGCUAGACUUGAUACUUUCUGGACUGUGUGCACCUCUUGUCAAGUUCAGUAUGAGUACCUGCGGAAAUACCAGAACAAGAGACUUUCCUGUAAGAACUGCAGGGGUAUAUUCAUUGCUGUGGAAACAGGACCAGCCCCUGUGAGUGCUUCUUACCCUUAUGGUCCUUGUUCACAUGUACCAGAUAAUGGGCAUGGAAGUCAUGGAUCUAAUGGGGUUACAUUUGCCCCAACCACUGGAAUAUAUUUUACAGGAAAUGGUGUCGGGCAUGGAAGUCAUGGAUCUAAUGGUGUUACAUAUGCCCCAACCACUGGUAUAUAUUUUACAGGAAAUGGCGUCUCAGGGUCGCAUUCUGGUCAUGGGUCUGAGUAUGUUUCUAAUGUGUCGUUGCAGUGGAGCUCGUUCCAUGGAGCUUCUGCUGAAGUUGUGGAUCCUAAUAGAUUAGCCACCAAAUCUGCCCAUGAAACCCAUCAGCUUAAUGGGAACAUCAACAAAACAAGAGCCACCAGAAAAAAUCAAAUAAAAAGAGCUGUGGCUGAUAUGAGUUCGAAUGUGUUUGCUGGACAACCCUCAGCCUCUAAGGCAGGUAGACCUGCCAAGAGAAGGAAGGUUGAUGUGGGAAGCACUUCUCAAAAUCGUAGUGAAGCAAUGGCUUCAAAAACUGCUUCAGAAGUGAUAAUGGUUAAUGAAAAUGGAAAUCUUAAAUGUAAUCCUAAGCUUUCCACUUCAAGUGAGACUCCAAUUAGACGUUGCUCAGCUGCCCCUGCAUUUGAUGCUAGAAAAUUGUUGAUUGACAAAGCAAGAACAGAAAUCCGUAAGAAACUCGAAGAAAUUAGGUUGGCUUCAACUGCAGCAACAGCGGUGGCAGUGGCUGAGAAGAACGAAAAAGUUCAUACUGAAGUUGGUAAAUCCUGCGAGGCACUUACAACUGCAGGUUUGAUUGGUUCGAGUCAUCGAUUAGAGCUGAAGAAAGCCGAGCCAAUGUCAAUAACAGUCCCUGACUCCGACUUCCAUGAUUUUGACAUGGAUAGAACAGAGGAGUACUUCAAGCCUAAGCAAAUAUGGGCUCUAUAUGAUGAAGAAGAUGGUAUGCCUCGCCUCUACUGUUUGAUCCGCGAGGUCAUCUCAGUUAAACCAUUUAAGGUUCAUAUCAGUUAUUUGAACUCCAAAACAGAUAGCGAAUUUGGAUCCGUGAAUUGGGUGGAUUCUGGAUUUACCAAGUCUUGUGGAAAUUUCAGAGCAUUUAACUCUGAAAUUAUUGACCAAGUCAACAUCUUCUCUCAUCUUCUGAGUAGAGAGAAGGCUGGCAGGGGAGGUCGUGUGAGUAUCUAUCCCAAAAGUGGAGACAUUUGGGCAGUUUAUCGGAAUUGGUCACCAGAUUGGAACAGAACAACUCCAGACAAACUGAGGCACCAGUAUGAAAUGGUGGAAGUUCUGGAUGAUUACUCCGAAAAGCUUGGAGUCUGUGUCACUCCCUUGGUUAAAUUAGACAGAUUCAAGACAGUAUACCAGCAGAACACAAAUAAAGGCGCCAUUCGAUGGAUCCCUAGGAGAGAGAUGUUACGGUUUUCACACCAGGUGCCAUCAUGGUUACUUAGAGGAGAAUCACUUAACUUGCCAGAUGAAUGCUGGGAUCUCGACCCUGCUGCAACUCCAGACGAGCUUCUUCAUGUCGUAACUGAAAUGAAGGUGGAAGAAAAGCCUAGUUGAGCAGAAGUAUAAGCUUGGAAGGCCCUUAUCGCCGCAGCCCUGACUGUAUUGAUAUUCCAAGUUGUACAGAUUUGAAUACGUAGUGCUCUAUCUCAGAAAAUCAGAUAGCUGGAGGGUCACAAGCUGAUCCAUGGCACUGAAUCCAGAUUGUUUUUGAUUGUUCAACAUUUAAACUUCGACAUACCUCCUGUAUCCAUGCAACAACUUACUCAAGACACUUUUCUAGGCUGCUGGGAAAACUAAGAGACUGCAUGGUUGUGGAACGCUUAAGUUACAAAAUGCAGUCACUCUUGUGUAAUUAACGAACCAUAACAUUUGACACAUCCGUUAUGCCACAACAAUCAUUAUUAUUAUUAUUAUUAUUAUUAUUA